Molecule: messenger RNA, 1206 nt
Organism: Panthera uncia (snow leopard)
Lineage: Eukaryota; Metazoa; Chordata; Mammalia; Carnivora; Felidae
Product: collagen alpha-1(I) chain-like
Exons: 2
Coding region: 385-1206 (273 amino acids)
Source: RefSeq, a predicted model, not a curated record
GGCCCUGCAGGGUCACAGCGUCUCUUGCGGCGCUCGCCUGGGACCGCUGACCCCACCACACCCGCCCUGGCCUCUGAGCGGGGGGAAGCCGAGGCCCGCAAAGAGAGGGCACGAUGCUUGGGAGCUGUGCCAAGGAAGCCUUCUGCCUAGAAGCUCACAGGCCAUAGACAAGGAAGAGGAGAGCCCGUGUUUGCAGUCCGGUGCCCAGUGGCAGCCAGCUGCUCCAGGAGAGCCUCUGCCAGCCUAGUUCCUCCUAGGCAGGUGGCACUUCCGGCUCAGAACUGGACAAGCCUCGGGGCGCCACCACCCUCAAGAACCCUAGCCUAGGGGCUGGAAAUCUGCUCGGACCCCUACAGGACGGCUCUGACCCAGCUGCAGGGCCUGAUGGCCGGCAUCAACCGGAGGGGAUACUGCCGCGACAUCGGCUGCUCCCGACCGCGCCUACAGUCCAGCAGCAGGUCGGUGGGGAAACACCACCGCGGCCGGGACUCCUCCCACGCCCCGUUCCUCUCCCAGAUCCCCGGGACACCUCCACGCCCUCGGAGUCCCCACACCCCUCAGGGUUCUGCGGCUGUCACGGAACAUCGAGAGCCGGAGCCGCAGCUCGCCACGCCGGGUCCCCGCCGGGAUCCUCGGCGCCGCCGCGCGGCGUCUCACCUGUGCACGGCCCCACCUGCCCGUCGCCCGAAGAGCGGCUUCCGGCAGCGGAUUGAGCGUCCAGCCGCGUGCAGGGGCCAGGUGGAGGGGGCGGAACCGGGAGGGACCCGGCGGGCACUCCCGCGGCACUCUGGGAAAUGCAGUCCCGGGGGCGCCCCGGGCGCUGCCGGGAAGUGGAGUCCGGGAACGCGCAGCCGCCUGGGAAAUGUAGUUCUCGGUGCUCCGCCUCCCCGAGGCCUCAGGGGGGUACCGGACAGAGAGACCCCGUUUGCUCCGCCGGGGCGGAUGGGUGGUGGGAGAGCCGCGGAGGCCGCGUGUACGCGGAAACUCCGCAGCAUCAGAAAGGGGGAGCGGCAGGCGCCCGGCCGCGGUUGCAGGACAGCGACCGGCCGCGGGCCGGCCUCGGGGGCUGAGGCGCGAGCUGCGGGGUCCGAAGGGCAGACCGCGGCCACCGUCCUUCGAGCGCCGCGGGGACGGGCGGGUCUCGGACGUCCGGGUAUCGAGGUGAGAGGUCGCGUGGAGGCCCUCUCGCUAAAUGCAGAUAUUUAA